Messenger RNA from Colletotrichum gloeosporioides, 2181 nucleotides. RefSeq lists its product as uncharacterized. Gene Ontology annotation, biological process: mRNA processing. NCBI's taxonomy places the organism in Eukaryota, Fungi, Ascomycota, Sordariomycetes, Glomerellales, Glomerellaceae. Gene Ontology annotation, molecular function: mRNA binding. The transcript has a single exon. Bases 1 to 2181 code for a protein of 726 amino acids. Gene Ontology annotation, cellular component: exon-exon junction complex. The record is from RefSeq and is a predicted model, not a curated record.
AUGGCGGCCCCCCGACGCAGAAAGAUUGGUCAUCGACGACGCAUCGAGGAUGAGGAAGAUGGAGAAGGUGGUCCUGAUCAGCUCGACCUCGAUGACGACUCCAUGACCGAGGGUUCCAUCAUUAGUGACGACCACGAUCACGGCAACGAUAGCGAUACCAGCAACAUCGACGAGGCCUCCCCCAUCACCCCGAACGCAAGGAAGUCUGCUGGAAAUGGAGCCGCGAAGCAUGCUGCCCGGGACCCCUCGGCGCCCGCCAACACCAAAUCUGUAUCCGAUGCCGAUGCCAUGCUUCAGGGCCUCUCCGUUAGCGACCGUCCCGAGCCUGUGCAAGAGCUCCAGCUCGACGACGCCGCUGCAUCGCCGCCCAAGUCUUCCGCUCCUCUUGUCGUGAGCUCCAACUCGUCCCGCCCCGCGGAGCCCGUCGGCGAGCGUCGUCGCCGGGAGCACGAGGAAUACAAGAAGAAAAGGGACGAAGACCCCGCCUUCGUUCCCAACAGGGGGGCCUUCUUCAUGCACGAUCAUCGCCAUGCCGGUCCUUCUGCUAAUGGCUUCCGGCCUUUUGGCAGAGGUCGUGGACGUGGCCGUGGUGGAGGCAUCGGAGGCCCCUACGCUCCCAUGAAGUAUGCUUCCCAGAAAGAGUCAUCUCGUCAUCUCUCGGCUAACCCGCUCAGUCAAUUGCACAGUCCGACCGAUCCUCUGACCAGUGGUCAAUGGGCACAUGACAUGCAUGAGACCGUCGCCGACCCGCUGCCCUCGAGACAACCAAGGCACCUGCCCGAGGAAGAGGGACCGGCCAACGGCAACGGCUUCAUCCCGACAUGCCCGUCCAACCCGACCCCCAUCAACAGGACUCUGUCCACCGAGCGACACAUCGGCAACGUGCAGGUGAGGGUGUCCCUUCCCGUCACCGGGAAAGGUCCUGCGGCCUUUAGCAUGCCAGUCAAACAAUACACCAAACUUCCAGACCACCGCCCGCCCCUGCGUCGCGACAAGCCAGUCCGCAUCUCCCUGCCCGACAACCCGCCCAAGUACAUCUUCCCCGCCGUCGACCGAUCCUUCAUCUUCAUUCCGCGUGCCAUGCGGCCGAACCAGCAGCGGACCCGGGGCAAGCCUCGCUCCGGCCUUGGUUCGAUGGGAGGGUUUUCUAGACGGACCAGCGUUUUUGGCGGAAGCUACUACGGCAGCGCCUAUUCUCCGAGCAUUGCUCUCAGCCGCCGCUCCUCGUUGGCACCUGAUGGUCGUGAAUACCUUUUCUCGCCCACAGGCUCAGUCAUGUCGAGAGCUCCUGUGCCAGUCGAGAAUUCCAGACCUGUUGUCAGGCUGCCGCCCGCGAGCCACCCUCAUCAACCCUUCGUUCCUAAUCAGCCGUUUGUUGGGCAGGAUGGUAUGCCCAUGCAGCCAAUGCAUGCUAUGCACCCGAAUGAGACGUCCAUCAACGAUUUGCCGCAGCCACAAACCCACCCGUUGCCUCAGAAGCCUGCAUUCCAGGAGAACCGGCCAAGCCAGAUUCCUAUGCAUCAGCCUCGCCCGCAAAAGGCAGUAUCGGUUACAAACAUUGAAUCGCCGACCCUCAACCAAGGCCCGCAGGCUUUCCAGCAGGCUUUCCACCAGCAGGUUCCCGUCCAGGUGUCUAACGGCCUACCUCAGGAAGCUCACUCACGACAACCGUCGUACCCCACGCAGCACUCGACUGGCACGCCUUUGUCUCAGAUCCCCGAGAGGGCGAUCCACGCUGCUCCUUUCCAGCCCAACUACCCGCCUCCGCAACAGAACUUCUACAACCAGCCUUACCCUAUGAUGCAGCAUCAACAACCGUACUUUUAUCCCGGACAGUACAACGGUAACAACAUGGGACCGUCGGCUGCGGCGCCGUCUUUUGCACCCCCGGGACAGCCGCCCCAAGGCCCUGGCUUCUCUCAACAAGGCCAGGUCGAUCCCGCGGCCGCUCAAGCAAACGGACAGGCCCCGGGAGGACCCAACUUGGUCGCCCAGGAGGUCAACGGUAUGGUUUACUAUUACGAUGCGGCUCAGCUUCCGCCCAUGAACACCUAUCAGGGCUACCAGCAGCCUCCCCCGCAAUUCGGACCCGGUGUUGGUGGCAUGGGCGGAAUCACGCCAAGCCCGGACGGUUUCUACUACCAGCAACCCGCACCCGGAAUGGUGUACUACUCGCAAUAG